CACAAAAACAGAGAGCGACGAGUGUGAAAAGUGAACCAUUUUCCGCUUGCAGAGGCAGCAGAAGAAGGAAAAAGGUUCGGCGUGAAGGAUGCGAAAAAGCCAUUUGUUCUCAUUCCUGGAUAAGUUUUCUAUAUCCGAGGUCUUCUUCCAUUGAUUUCUUAUCACUGCUUCAGCUUGAGGAAGGAAGGAGAGAUCAGUUGGAGGAGUAGUACGAGCGUUUAACUCCCCUCGAUAUUGGAUUACAUUGAAAGGUGCUUCCCAGGGUAUUGAAUCUUCUUGAUUUGCAUUUGGUAAAGUAAUGGGAGCUCGAUGCUCGAAAAUUUCUGUGUGUUGGUGGCCGGUGAACUUUAAGUCGUCCAUUCGAGAGUCCAGGGAUCUAGAGAAUGGAGGGGAAGACGAGAAGGACGCUAUGCCAGCGUUUAAGGAAUUCAAACUGGAAGAACUGCGGGAAGCAACAGACGGGUUCUCGCCUGAACGCAUCGUCUCCGAGCACGGCGAAAAGGCCCCUAACGUCGUCUACCGUGGCCAGCUAGUCGACGAUGAUCGCACUGUCGCUAUUAAGCGCUUUAAUAAGUCCGCCUGGCCCGACGCUCGCCAGUUCCUCGAGGAGGCGAAAUCAGUUGGGCAGCUCCGGGGCGAGCGGCUGGCUAAUCUGAUCGGUAGCUGCUGCGAGGGAAGUGAGAGGCUUCUAGUAGCGGAGUUUAUGCCCCAUGACACCCUAGCUAAACACCUCUUUCACUGGGAUACACGUCCUUUGAGUUGGACAAUGAGGAUAAGGGUGGCCCUGUACCUGGCACAGGCCUUGGAGUACUGCAGCAGCCGAGGUCGCGCUUUAUAUCAUGAUCUCAAUGCCUACAGGGUUCUCUUCGAUCAAGAUGGUAAUCCGAGGUUGUCGACGUUUGGCCUCAUGAAGAACAGUAGAGAUGGAAAGAGCUAUAGUACUAAUUUGGCCUUCACGCCUCCAGAAUACCUUAAGACAGGAAGAGUGACGCCUGAGAGUGUUGUAUACAGCUUUGGCACUCUGUUACUUGACCUCCUCAGUGGGAAACAUAUCCCCCCUAGUCACGCACUUGACCUAAUUCGUGGUAAGAACUUUCUGAUGCUGAUGGAUUCUGGUUUGGAGGGGCAUUUCUCAAAAGAUGAUGGAACUGAGAUAGUACGCUUGGCAUCCCGCUGUUUGCAAUAUGAACCACGUGAGAGGCCUAUCGUGAGGUCUCUUGUGUCUGCACUUAUGUCUCUACAAAAGGAAGCUCGGGUGCCAUCAUACAUGUUGAUGGGUAUUCCAAAUCCAUCUGCCACCUCUGUUAAGUCUUUGACUCCACUUGGUGAAGCUUGCUCUAGAUUGGACCUCACUGCUAUUCAUGGUAUUCUCGAGAAAGUUGGAUACAAGGAUGAUGAGGGAAUAGCAAAUGAGCUCUCUUUCCAAAUGUGGACCAAUCAAAUGGAAGAGACUCUCAACACUAAAAAGCAAGGAGACAUAGCUUUCAGGGCAAAAGCUUUUGGAACCGCUAUUGAUAACUAUACACAGUUUAUCGAAUUUGGAAUGAUGAUUUCACCAACUGUAUAUGUGCGGCGAUGCAUGUCCUAUCUAAUGAACGAUAUGCCUCAAGAAGCUCUGGAAGAUGCCAUGCAGGCGCAGGUAAUAUCACCUGAGUGGCAUAUCGCCUAUUAUCUCCAGGCUGCCUCUCUCUUUACUCUUGGAAUGGAUAAUGAAGCUGAAGAUUCCCUCAAAGUUGCAAUUAAUUUGGAAACAAAAUGGAAAAACCGAAGCUAAAAUACUAUAGCUUUUAAUGUUUGGUUUUGAAUUCUUAUUUGUUUAUGCCUGG
Molecule: messenger RNA, 1826 nt
Organism: Phalaenopsis equestris
Lineage: Eukaryota; Viridiplantae; Streptophyta; Magnoliopsida; Asparagales; Orchidaceae
Product: probable serine/threonine-protein kinase BSK3
Exons: 10
Coding region: 299-1774 (491 amino acids)
Biological process (GO): brassinosteroid mediated signaling pathway; protein phosphorylation
Molecular function (GO): protein binding; ATP binding; protein kinase activity
Source: RefSeq, a predicted model, not a curated record